This is a messenger RNA of Meloidogyne enterolobii, 1447 nucleotides long. The record is from the annotation of a GenBank genome assembly. Lineage: Eukaryota; Metazoa; Nematoda; Chromadorea; Rhabditida; Meloidogynidae.
GUAAAAGUUAUGUCAAACUUGAUGUCUGAAAAGGAUUCUUUAAUAUUUUUCUUUAAUUUACCUAUCAUUAACCUGCCUAUUAUUCAUAACUUUUUUUCUAUUAAGGGAAUACCAUUAGAGAGUACUGACGGCGAAAGACUAGAGAAAUGUCCUAAUUGUCAACAACCCGGACUUUGUGUCAAUCCUUAUCAUAUUAGUAUUGCUAUAAGAGAAUUAGAUCUUUGGCUUGCCAAUUUUAUUUAUACAACAGAUCCAAAUAAACCAAAACCUAAAAGAGAGGAUGAAGAAGAUGAUUGCGAAGGGAUUUGGGGAACUGGCGUCUUUAGUGCUUAUGAAUUACGAAAACUACAUAAACCUUCUAUCUUAAAUUCAAUAAAUUGCGGCAAUGCCAUUUACUUAAAUAAAUACGGUAAUGGGACUGAUGCACAAUGUGUACAAAACGGUGAAGCAUGCUCAUCCUCUUCCCUCACUCAAUUACAAAGGCCUAUAAAGAUAGAGCAUCCAACAACGACUACAAAAUUACUCCCUCCAGAUUUACCAAAACCAACAGCAUUAGUGCCAUUACCUGGUGGAGGAAAUCCGAAUACAGAUUCCCUUUUAACUCAACAAAAAAGGGCCCAGCCAAGACGUUAUACAAUUGGUGGUGAUUCAACAGUUAUUGCUCGAGUUCCACAAUCAUUAACAGUUUCUUCCAAAUCUUUUGCUAAUAAUAAAAAUGUUGAUGAAUGUACAACAAAUUCGACGAUUUUGGAACAGGAUGAUAGUUUUGAUGAACCAGCAGAUAAACGUUCAAGGCAUGGUUCUCGUGAAAGUGCAGGUAGUGUAAAUGACCAAGAAAUUAAACAACUUACGGGUGCAUCUCCAAUUGAAAUAGAAAAUUGUUCUGAGAAUAAAUCAAAGGAAGGCAAAGUAACUUAUACAAUUAGAUUAGAACGAAAACAACAAUUAGAACAUAACAAUAUUAUUAAUCAACAUCCUUCUUUGGAUUCCUCUACUUCAACAAUUUUAAGUGGAAUAGGUCAAAAACCAUUUCCAAGUGCUGGCUCUGCUUUCUCAGCACCAACUCCAAAUAACAACAACAACAACAAUAGGCAACAUUAUAUUAGAAAACAAGAAAUUACUAAUUCAAUUCCACAUCAACAGGCAAUUAUUAAAGUUAGUUAUACAAAAGAAUUUCUUCCAAUAUUGGAGAAUCACAAUAUUGAUAUUCCCGAAAUUCAACAACAACAACAAACAAUUCCUCUCAACAACAAAACCAACAACAAAUAGUUGAUCAAAUUGUUACUACUUCUCUACAACCACUUUCAACUUUUGCACCAUUAGUUGCAUCGCGUAAACGUGUUUUAUUAACAACAGCAGCCUCUCCAAAUUUAUUAGAAAUUGCUCAACAACAAAAUUCAACAAUAUCUGGAAAUACAAAUAAUAUUAUAACAACAUCAACAAAUAU